CAGACCGUGAGAGAAGGACGGCGACUGGUCGUGGAGACUUUAGAAGACCUUGUUGACAGUCGUGUGUUGUGUGCAUUAGUCAAUUCCUUUGCACCCGGUACAUUUACAACAGAAAUCAUGUUGAAUGAUAGAUGGACUAUCAAUUUAGCAUUAAAAGUAUUUGAAAAAAUGAUUCGAUUAGAAACUCUUGUUGACUCUGAAGAUCUUGUGCAGGCUGAUCCAAUGGCAAUGUCAGCUUACCUCUGUGUUUAUUUCAUGUGUGGAUUCAAGUUGAGACAAGCAAGAUCUGUUAUUAACAGACUCGCCGAAUUGGUUCAACUAAACCGUGAAGCCAAUUAUGAGUUGGAGAAUUUCCCAGCCAUAAUUAAUACUAUGCAGCAACUGAAAAGAAAAAAGGAAUUGAAAAGUAAUCUGGAUGCUUACGAAGAAGAAACAAAGAAACUUCAUAAGUUGUAUGAUGUAGGAGAGUGUGAGAGAUGGUGGAAACAUAUUGAUGAAAUACAAGCAGAGACACGGGGAAUUGUAGCCGAGAGAAUGCGACAGAGAUUUGACACAAUUACUGUACCCAGGAACAUCACCAUCACUGAUUUGUGCUUGUCUAUGGUCAUUAAUCUUAAUCUGACAAGUGGAUCAGGGUUUUAUCACGCAAAAUCCAAAGAAACAUUUACACCAGAUAGGAAGAUUGUACUCAAAGAUGUUAACACUGGUGACUUCAUUGACGAUUUCACACAGGCUAAAGGACAAAAGAAAGUCUCUAUAAGAAAAAUACUAGGUUUGCCAAAACAUGAUGUGAUUGAAGUAAAUCCCUCAGAUUACCCACAGUAUGAGAUGUACUUUGAAAGUCAGUCUAGGAAUAAAACACUAAAGGCUGGAAGCAUAUUCUUAUACCAAGUAUUUCCUGGGAAUACAUUACAGUGGGAACUCCUGUAUUUUAAAGCUGCUAAAAUGGGAGAACUUGACACAGUGCAGAAAUUGGUUGUCUUUUUUAAAUCCAAAAGACCCACAUUUAUUAAUGCUAAAGAAAAGAGAACAGGAAAUACUGCACUACAUUGGGCAGCAAGAAAUGGGCACUAUAAUUCUAAUGGUGCUUCACCAUUUUUCUGUGCUGUGGAAGGCCUGACAAAAGGAAUAAGUCAGUUGUUGGUGGAAUGGGGUGCUAAUGUUCAUGCAAAGAACAACCAAAGUAGAACUGCUUUUGUUCUUGUUAGAAAUGACGAACUUAAAGUAUUUCUUUUAGAAUAUUAUGAACAUCUAACUGAUGUUGUGCCUAAGUUAAUGGAUGGAGAUGUAGAAUUACUCAAAUGUUUAGUGGAAUAUCAUGUCACUGGAAUACGCCAAUUUUCCAGUCUACGAAGCAGGUGUGUUAAUGGUAGUACAUUGAUCCAUACUGCAGCUUAUUUUGGAGCUAUUCAGGUGAUAAAAGUACUACUCAAAGAGAGAGUGGAUGUCAAUCUACUGGACUAUAAAGGAGCCACCCCACUACAUAGGGCAAAAGAUAUUGACACAAUAAAGGUAUUGCUUGAUAAUGGUGCCUUAAUUAAUGCUGAAGAUUCAGAAGGUAAUACAGCCUUACAUGUGAAGUGUUAUGGUGAAUCAAAUAAACCAACGGAGACACAAUGUAUUAAAUUACUGUUGGCUAAGGGAAUCUCCUUAACACACAGAAACAACAAACAACUUCUUGCAGCCCAUUGCUGUGCCAUGCAGGGAAGAGUUGAUGCAUUGGAAAUUCUACUUGAAUUUGAUAAAAAUGCUGAAAUCCCUCAAGCACUGGAUAAAGAAGAUCCUAAAUCUCCACCUAGUCUGAUUCAUCUCGCCAUUGCCAAUGACUUCUUGGAUUGUUCACAGUGGUUGGUGGACAAUGGUUAUGAGUUCAAGUCAGGUGAACAAGACUUACUGGUACAUAGAAUACUAACGGAACAAAUUAAAUGCAAAAAUCGAGUUGAUGUAAUGAAGUUUUUGUUAGAUAAUGGCGCAGACAUGUCACAGAGAUAUGCAGGUGGAAAUACUGCUCUACACUAUGCAUCAGGCAUGACCGGACCUACAGAUAUUCUAGAAUUAUUGAUAGCGUACGGAGCCAAUGUAGAUGCCGUCAACGAUGAUUCUGCAUCAGCCUUAUUUUUUUCAAUGCAGUGUAAUAAUAUGUAUGCUGCCAGUGUACUCAUUGAUAAUGGUGCCAAUGUGCGUCAUAAGAAUAUACAAGGGUUGAGUUCAUUUGAUUGCAUUAUGGAUUUUGAUGAGUGGAUUGAAUGCCCUUACUUCAAUGAUGAGAUUAAAGCUAGACUCAAGGCCUACAGCUUGAAACACACCAGGGACUUAGUGCGUGCCAUUACCAAGAAGGUGAAGGGAAACCAAUCUGUACAUGUUAUGCAGCAGUCUUCACCCACCAUGCCUGCCUCAUUGCUGGGGUCACAAAGCAAGACUUUGGCAUUGAAUCAGUCACAAGGCUCAUUGCAGACUCAAAGUAAAAUGUUGAUUCCUAUUAGUCCACAGUUACAACAGAUUCCUAUGGCAACCAGUUCUGGGAGAACAAGUGGUGUCAUGUUUCCUCCAUUGAAGCAGAAUAGUUUUCUGAUGUAUUAGUGUUAUUAAGUAUCCUAAUUCAACUAACUUGGUUACAUGUACAAAAACAUUUAUCAGAAAAUUAAUUUUGAUGUAUUUCAUACUUUGUGUAUUCUCUUUCAUUUACAAAAUGAUAUACAAGGUAUUUG
Messenger RNA from Saccoglossus kowalevskii, 2708 nucleotides. RefSeq lists its product as uncharacterized. NCBI's taxonomy places the organism in Eukaryota, Metazoa, Hemichordata, Enteropneusta, Harrimaniidae. The record is from RefSeq and is a predicted model, not a curated record. Gene Ontology annotation, molecular function: protein binding.